UUUUUGUACCAACUUACACUUGUGGUAGGCUCCUGAGGUAGGCUAAAUAUGUUUAAGUUCGUGGCUAUUUUGGUUUUUCUUGUUGCCGUUUCGGCUAACAAACAAACCCCUUUCGUUCAUCCCAAUGCACGAAACGCGAAUUUAUUAGCUUCUCGUUUAACGAUCAUCAAUGGCAAAACUGCUGCUCCCCAUCAGUUUCCCUAUCAAGUUGGAAUAUACGUCACAACCCCAAAUUACAUAGACUUUUGCGGUGGAUCUUUAAUCUCUAGCAAUUACGUUUUAACAGCUGCCCACUGUCUGGAAAGCGCUACUAAUGUAAAGUUGAUUUUCGGAGCUCAAAAUAUCACAGAUCCAUCCGAAUCAACCCAGGUUCAACUAAAAUCGGAAUCCUUCGUCGUCCAUGAAGGGUGGAAUCCGAAGACUUACAGUAACGAUAUCGCUUUAAUUAAGUUACCAACGCCUGUAAAGGAAACCAACGCAAUAAAAAUCGUAUCUUUGGCACGAGGUGAACGAACAUACAGCCACGAACAAGGAGCUGUGGCAGGUUGGGGAAUAAGCAGAAGAAACCAAAAAGGUGUCACCCCAAUUUUGCAGUACAUAACGCCCUAUAUACUGUCCAAUAGGGAUUGCAAAAAUAUCGAUCAGAAUUACGCCGCAGUGAUAACAGAUUUGCUACUUUGCAUAUCUCCUGGCUACUCGAAGCUUUCUACAUGCCAAGGAGACUCAGGUGGUCCAUUGGCUGUAAAUGGCAUACAAGUAGGACUCGUCUCUUUCGGUGCCACCGAUUGCCUAUCGGGAAAACCUUCCGUUUUUACGCGUAUAAAUAAGUACGAGAGUUGGAUAAGCAAAAAUUCAGAUGUACAUUUCUUAGAUUAAAAUGUUAUCCUUACAUUUCCAAUUAGGUAAAAUUUGGAUUUUUAUUUGUUCAUUACCUUUGGUUAUUAUUUACAAUCAAAUAAAUUUAUUACAAUAAAAAAAGUUAUCUUGA
Phyllotreta striolata is the source of this 988-nucleotide messenger RNA. The record is from the annotation of a GenBank genome assembly. Lineage: Eukaryota; Metazoa; Arthropoda; Insecta; Coleoptera; Chrysomelidae.